This is a messenger RNA of Branchiostoma belcheri (Belcher's lancelet), 2689 nucleotides long. Its product is annotated as angiogenic factor with G patch and FHA domains 1-like. The record is from RefSeq and is a predicted model, not a curated record. The transcript has 14 exons. The coding region runs from base 106 to 2535 and encodes 809 amino acids. Lineage: Eukaryota; Metazoa; Chordata; Leptocardii; Amphioxiformes; Branchiostomatidae. Gene Ontology annotation, molecular function: nucleic acid binding; protein binding.
CUUUCAUGUGUCUCGCGAUAACUGACGAGACUUUCCAAAUCCAACAUGGUGGACGACGUGUCGUUAAAGGGGCAUCUUUCCGCCUAGGAUCCACCGUAAAGGAAGAUGGAGGCUGCAGAUGUCCAGCCUGCAGAACUAGAAGUCCGAGUGAAGUCACUCGAGGAGGAUCUGCGGACGACCCGGGAUGACCUGACGGCAGCCAGGAAGCAGCUCGCCAAGAGCCAGCGACAACUGGAGACUGCCGAGAUGUACAACGAAGAUCUCAGGAAGCAGGUGGACAUGUUGAACCAGGAGCUGCACAGGUACAAGAGGAGACAGGUGGAGGACAGAGCCUGCCAGACAGAGGACAUGCUGGCACCAUGGGCAGUUGAAGCCUCUCAACAACUUCCAAACUCUGAAGGCAAUACAGAAGCAACCAUAAAUGAGGUUGACACCACAGGGCUGUCCCUUGCAGACAGUCUUCGUGCCACAGCGGAAGCCGCGCUCUCCCAGACAGGCACUGUUUACGACGAGACAUCCGGCAUGUACUAUGACUACACCACAGGCAUGUACUAUGAUCCGAAUAACCACCUCCAUUAUGAUCCCAACACCGGUGUCUACUAUUACUACGACGCGCAAAGUCAGUCUUACCAGUUUCACUCCCAAGUGGAACUCCCAGCAUCCCAUGCGGCAGACGUCAGGGAACAAGGUGAAGAGGAGGGGCAGAAGAAGGAAAAGAAACAAAAAGACAAGGAGAAGAAGAAAAGGAAGAAGAGACACAAGGAUGAUUCAGAGGCGGGCGAAAUGGAGGUGGUUUUGAUUGACGAUGAGGACAAAGAGGUAAGAAAACGCCGCGAGAGAAAAAGACACAGGAAGAAAAAGAAACGCAGAAAAGAGAAAGAAGAAGUUGAAGUUGAAGUGAUUGACAUCAGCAUGGGCAGUGAUUCUGAGAAGGAACAGGAGGACAAGUUAAGAACCAAUCAGAAGCAGCCUGAACUACAGAGAACCAAUCAGAGUCAGCCUGAACUACAGAGAACCAAUCAGAGUCCGGCUGCACUAGAAGGAACCAAUCAGAUACAUCUUGCACUAGAAGGAACCAACCAGGAACAGCCUGCAGUACAGGAAACCAAUCAGUGUCAGCCUGCAUUAGAGGGAACCAAUCAGAGUUCAGCUACACUAGAAGGAACCAAUCAGAGUCCAGAUGCAUUAGAAGGAACCAAUCAGAGUUCGGCUACACUAGAUGGAACCAAUCAGAGUCCGGCUACACUCGAGGGAACCAAUCAGAGUCCGGGUGCACUGGAGGAUGGAAUGGACCUGGGGGCUGAGUUAGAGGAGGGAGAAGUAGUAGACAGUGCAGAAGAAGAUUGUGUUAAUGUGGAGGAUCAGCAGUCGGAAGACUCAGACUCCUCAAGUGAAAGUGAGGACUCCUCAGGUGAAAGUGAAGAAAGUGAUGAGUCGGCCCUGCAGUGGCCGCCGUGCAUCCGAGUGAUGGUAGAAGAGUCGGACACGCUGAGACCAGGAAGUCUGUUCAUCAUCACAUGUGACGGCGGCACCAUCGGGAGGGAGAAGGACAUGGGACACGCCAUCCGCAUUCCUGAUCUCAAUAUCAGCAAGAGCCAUGUGGAAGUCAGCUAUGACAGGGGCGCAGCGCAGUACACUGUAACCGACCUCGGCAGCCAGAAUGGAACCUUACUGAAUGGCCAGAGGAUCUCUGAGCCAAAGUGCAGAAGCGCCCCCUGUCCUGUGUCCCAUGGUGCGGUACUGCAGCUGGGCGGCACGGUGCUGAGUUUGCACAUCCACAACGGGACGGACACGUGUGACGGGUGUGAACCUGGACUGGUCAUGGCUGCCAUCGCAGAGAGGGAGAAGCUACGGCAAGCUGCCCCUGUCCUGUCAAAAGAAGACAAGGAGAGGCAGAGGAGAAGAGAACUGAAGCAGAUCAAGAAGAAGUACCAGCUGGAGGCGGCGGCGUUUGUCGUGAGCAAAGAUGCGGGGCUGCCGGGCGGCUACCAGGACCGCGCCGGGGCCAGGAGGCAGACUGUGGGCAGCGACAACCCUUACCAGAAGGACGACGCACCAGCUUCUGUUCACCAGGCCAUAGGCACUAGUAAUAAAGGGAGGAAGAUGCUUGAAAAGAUGGGCUGGAAGGAGGGGAAAGGUUUAGGCAAGACCAGCCAGGGCAGGCAGGAACCAGUACAGGUGUCUCUCCGUGAGUCCCAGUCAGGCCUAGGCGCGUCGGCACCCAGAGAUGUGGAAAGUGUUGGACUGAAGACUGGGAAGGGAAAAAACUGGAGAAAAGCAAGAGAACGCUUCUAUGCCAUGGAACAGGCCGGACAGCCGCCAGGUCCGAGUAGGACGAUGAACCAGAGAAGUUCCUGGGUUAAGGGUGAAACUUUGAGUGAGCCAAACGUGGACUCAGAACCAACCACACAUGUACAGGGGGACAAACAACAAGGAGCGCUGGACAAGGAUGUCAUUAAACAACAACGACAAACUAAGGAUGUCACCAAACAACAGCGACCACUGGACAAGGAUGUCAAAAUUUUUGAUGACUAAUUUAAGACGCAAUUAAUUUUUUUUCUAUAUCAAAUUGGAGCAAAUCUUAAUAAAAUUGACUUUAAUUUAUCCAGUCUACAUGUACUGCCACCAUGCGUCAGUAUGAUACUUGUGUAAGAUUGAAUAUCCAGCACCAUCAACACUAAAGUGACCG